Molecule: messenger RNA, 4732 nt
Organism: Alligator mississippiensis (American alligator)
Lineage: Eukaryota; Metazoa; Chordata; Crocodylia; Alligatoridae
Product: C-type lectin domain family 5 member A-like
Exons: 9
Coding region: 142-936 (264 amino acids)
Source: RefSeq, a predicted model, not a curated record
ACAAAGCAUAAAAGAGACAGCACUUCCUCCUUGAGGAUAGGAAGCCAAGAUAGUUUUAUUUGAAGGCGUUUUGAGUCAUACUCGGACUGGAAUCACAUUUUGGAAGUAGAGAAGAGGGGUAAUAGGGAAGAAAGAAGGAGGAUGUCAGAAAACAUCAUUUAUACUGACUUGAACUUUCCUGCAGUAGCUGGGUUGGGUUCAAGGCUGGUGAAGGACAAUGAUACCCAGGCAGGUCUCAUGAGCCAAGAAGUAAAUAUAACUACCAAAGAACCAAGUCAGCCUAAGCCAGGUGGGAGGUGCUGCUCCAAGGUCUGUGCCCUUGCACUGGUGGUUGUGACAGUCUUUCUUUUGGCCACAGGCGUGACGCUGAUAGUUGUAUUUUCACAGGCUCAGAAGUCAUCAGGGCAGCAAACCCACUCUGCAGCCACCAUAGCUAGAGAAAGAGGGCUCCCAAGUACACCAGUCCCAUCUGAGCCACGGUCAAUCUCCAAAACCUCCAAAGGUCUCCCAACUUCACAAGGCCCGUCUAAGCUACAAACCGUCUCCAAAACCUCCAAAGGCUGCCCUUCAGGGUGGAGAGAAAACGGAACGAGCUGCUACUUCUUUUCUGAAGGGAAAGACAAAAAGAGCUGGAAUGCCAGCAUGGAAGAGUGUAAAAAGAAUGGCUCCAAACUUGUAAUUAUCAACAGCAAAGAUGAAUUGGACUUUCUCAACAGAACAUCACGGAAUUACUACUAUUUCCUUGGCCUGAUGUACUCCAACACCACUAGGAAAUGGAAUUGGAUAGAUGACACAGAGCUUGAUACAGACAUAUUCAACGUAAAGCGGGACUUCUUUGACUAUUGUUGUGCUGUUGUCGGACACAACCAUGUAGCAAGUGCUGAUUGCAAUGGAUCCUCAACAACCGACUAUAUGUGUGAGAAAGCUGUGGAAUAAUCCAGAUGUUCCAGGAAGGGGAAUAUCCCCAGACAAAGGGAAAACUCACAAGGACUUCCCCCAGGCACAUUCACUAAUAUACAUGCAAACACACACAUGCAUAGGAGCCAGCUCCAUCUCCUCCUCACAUACUAGGAUCAGAAACAUGUGUAAACAGACUUUCCCACAUUCCCAGGUGUCAUCCAAAACAGCCCCUCCAUGCACAGCCUCACACAAGUGUAUACACACAGACCUGUGGUCUUAUCUGUGUGCAAGUGCUAUCAUGCUUGCAAGUGUCUGAGCGUAUUCUACAGAGAAGAUGGCACAUCCACGUGUGAGAGGGUUGUCCACUUGUGCAGCCUAUAGCCAUGUUUUGCCUUGACUUAGAUGAGACUAUCCUUUGUGUUGUGUGGGACUGUGAGCGUAUGUACCCUUCCGCCCCAUUGCCACAUUCAAAUUGCCUUGACCUCUCUCUUGUUCUCCACUCACGUGCCACUCCGUGAUAGUAAAAUGAUACUCAGGAGGAUGGAUGAUUCUCUGAGCAGAAGUCAUACUGGCAGGGUCACCGGUCUUCUGCAGGGCUCCACCUUCCCUACACCCUGCCCCUUUCCUCUCAGGCUGUUGGUUGCAAGUGUGAGAUGCCUAGUAAAGACUCCUUUCAAGCUCAGCUGAGUUCUUUGCUCCACAGCUUCUCAGCAUCUGUUUCCUCUUUGGGGUCUUCCUUUAAACUGCCCAGUUUUCUUUCUGAACCAAUCAGUGCAGACUCUCUGGGGCAUGUGCUCUCAUGCCUCUGGGUUCUGCCUGUUUCCUGGGUUUUCCCCAGACCUUUUCCUCUGGCAUGCUGGGACACACGGCUCACUCAGACCCAUCUGAGUAAGUUUCCUGCCAGCACAGUCAGCUCUGCAGGGGUAUAGCAGGGGCUUGGUCCCAGCCUCAACUACAGGGACUGUGAAGACAAAGAGGUCCCUGAGAAGCAGGACCUGUUUCCCAGCCAGGGCCUGGGCAUAUAUCCUAGCAGGGACAGGAAGAAUCAGAGCCAGUGACAUUACCAUCACCACCCAGCCACACUCCAUACAACCCCGGCAGCCUGCACCCACCAGCACUGGAUAUGUGCACAAUGGCAGUAAGCGUGCAUGCCUCACACAGGAAGAGUUCUGGCACAUCAGUGUGACCCACUGGCAUUUAUUUAUGCAGCUGCUCUGGGCUGCCACCAUUACAGACAGAUGUGAGCAAAUGCUAGCCCUGCCAGCCCUGUCCUUUGUACUGCUGAGGCAGCAGAACCAAGAUUUGCAUGCAAAACCCCCUCUCCUUGCACCACUGCCUGCUCAUUCCUCUUGGACACAUAGGCAACUGGUAGGGAGGGCAUGGGGGGUGGGCAUGUGCCCCCCUGAUAGUGCCGUCCCCACCACUGCUGGCAUCUGUGGGUGCUUUCCAGCUCCAUUCCUGUUGCCACCACUGCUGGUACAUCCAGAGGAUGUACCAUGGACAAGCACAUGUAAAUAGAUUCCUGAGUACACAGGCCUCAUGCAGGGUUUCAAGAGCAUAGUAAUAUAUUGUGCAUCACUGGCGGCAGGCUAGUGCUCACAGUCUGGCAGAGGUGGGUCUGGCAGAUACUUCCCAUGCCCUUCCCUGGUCUGCCCAUGGAAGUGCAGUAGCCAAGCAUUAGCACUGCCAGCGAUGCCUCACUUAUCCCUGGGACAUGGAUGGAAUUCUGUUGUCUUCUAUUCCUGCAGGAACUUCAAGGGGAGGGGAGGGCACCAACAUCGCGGUGCAUCAGGUGGGAUCUCAUUAGGCUUUGGGAAGAGGAGCUGUCACUGCCUGGCUACCAGAUGGGCCAGUCCCAAGGUCCAUGGUUAAGGAUGGCUGGGAAACCACAACAGCAUAUUGCUGUGUUUCCUGCCUGCCUCCCACCCUCUCUCCACCCCACACACGCUUGGGGUGCUGCAGUGAGCACUCCAAACACAGCCAAACCUGAGCUGGCAGCAAUCACAUCCCUGGGGGAGCCAAAACAACUUGGGAUAGAGCCAGCCACCACCAGUCUCCAAGACUGGGAAGAGGGUCUGGCAAGGGCAUUUUAGGAGCCAUGAAGGGGACCAGGUUCUCUCUGAACCUGGUGACGGAAUGGUAACCCCAUGUUAUGUUUCCCACCCUCCAAGGUUGGCCCAUGUUGCCUUGAGAACCUGAAGGUCAAGGGCUUUAUCGGCUGCCAGGCACCUUGUGAACAUGAGGGCAGGCAGGAAAAGGAGCAAAGAAGAAGUGCUGGGGGACUCCUCCAAGCAGUGCACCUGGCUAUAGAGGCCUGGAGGGAGCUGGGGUAGUACCCCCAUUAGGAUCAUAGUGUGAAGUGUGGAGCAGGAUGUGAACCAAAAGCAGGCACAGGAGAGUGUGGUAAUCAGUGCAGAGAGGAGGCCAGGCAGUCAAGAGGGGUCACUUCUGUCAUAAGGGGCUACUAGGCCUGAAGCAACAUCCAGCACAAACAGCAAACACAAGGCUUUUUCCUGGCAGCUCUGAUCAGCCAGUCAUGCAUGAUGUAGUCAGUGAACCAGCCCCAUCACUCAGCUUUUGUUCACAUUGCUGUUUCCCCUGUAAUCUCUUCUUGUGGUCCUCCCCACCUGUGCUGCUGAACACCUCAUUCUGGGGCUGCUGCUGUCCACACUGCAGUAUCACCAGCCACAGUUACUCCACCAUGGACAUGGAGCACAGCACCUCCUGGGAACCACACUGCUUUGACCUCUCUAACCCCCACAUGCACCUGAAUCCCUUUCACUCCUUCCCUCAGAGGAUCCAAACCUAUAAGGGGAUGGAGGACAUUCUCUCCUUGGAAGCUGUAAACUUCAGCAAGAAGGGAAGGGCUGAAGAGCCCUCAGCCCCACUCCAUUUGCAUGUUAUGUGUAGUUAGUUGUGAAAAUAUGUCUAAUUCUUUCCCAUUUCCAUUUGACCUCUGGUAUUUGGCACAAUCUCUUGUAGCCAUGCUGUUAAGCCCUGCUAUGUUGUGUUUUUCCUGCUGCUUCAUUUUGAAGGUUGCCUGUGAUUGCAGUGAUCCACUUUCUACUGGGACCAAAAUAAAGGGCCCCUUAAAAAAAACAAAACAACCAAACCCCCAAAACCCUGUUAUUGUUCAUUUUAUGCAGCUCAUGGCAUUUAUUGGAUGGGGUUGCCAUUAAGCCUGUGCGGAUAGAGGAGUAUUCAAUUCAGAUUCAGAUUUGGCUGAUUUGGAAGGCAGUCAUUUAAUUCACAGGUUGGGAUCAAAGUCCCGAAUCGAUUCGGGUGAAUUGGAUUAGGUGCCAAUUUGGAGAGAUUCGGAGAUUCGGCCAUAGAGUAUAAUGGGGAAUCACUGAAAUACCUAUUACUUCGUCAUUUUCUGGUUGAUUCAGAUAAAUAUUGGAGGGAUGGUAGCGCACUCUGAGGGCGUGAAGUCUGUCAAGUUUCAAGGCGAUAGGUGCAGGAGUUUCUGGGAAACUGCACCUCAAAGCAAAACUCAUGUCACGUGUGUAUGUUAAGCCACAGUGGGGUGAAAACCACAGGCAUGCUAGCCCCUGCUGAGGCCGUGAAACCUGCCAGCUUUCAAGGAGAUAGGUGCAGGAGUUUCUGAGAAACUACACCUCAGGCUGCUGACAAGCAAAACUCAUAACAUGGGUGAUUGUGUGUAUGCUAAAGCAUGCUCUAAUUGGCGCUGGAGCAUCUACAUGACAUGGUAUUGUGCCUAGUAGCCCUUGUAAGCAGUGCAUUGCAGCACAGUAGUACUAACAUCUCAGGCAGCCAAACUAUCAGAGAGCCUUUCUUUCCUUUCCUGCAGGAGCCCCUGUGUGCUGCUUCU